AUGAGGCCGCACGUGUGUCCCCUGCUGCUGGCGGCGCUGUGUGGGGGGGGUGUGUGUGCUCUGUCCCCCGUGGGGGACACGGGGGGUCAGGAGCGGCUCCUCCUCAGCUCUCUGGGGCUCUCCGGGGGGGGGGGGGGCCCGCAGGGAGGGGGGGCCCCGCCGCCGCGUCCCCUCCGGCUGUGGGGGAUGUUCCGGAGGUCAGAGGACAUCCAGGCCCGGAGAGCGACCCCUGGGGGUGUCUGGGGGAGUCCGCGGGGGGGGGGAUACGUGCAGGACCAAGGCCGGCUGGUGUCGGGCUGGAGCAGCAGCUGUCAGGCGUGUCUGCAGAAGCAGCUUUUCUUCAACAUGUCCGUCCUGCAGCCUGCGGAGCUGCUGUCUCUGGCUCGGCUGGAAAUCAAGUUCCACUGGAAGCCCAUCAGAUCGGCCGAGCUCCUGCAGGGGCCCCGGGCCCUCAGCGUGUCUCUGUAUAAAGUGAUUCGAGCCACGCUGAGGGGAGCCGAUCCCCAGGCUAACCGCAGACUCCUGCUGUCCCAGUCCGUCCAGCUGCAGCCAGAGACCGCCUCCAUCACCCUGGACCUCACCGCGCUGGCAGAGAGCUGGCGCAAACCGGGACGCAACUACGGUUUGGUUUUAGAGCUGCUGCCUCUCAGCGCAGAUCCACAAGAGCUGCUUCCUUUCCACCCGGGGAACGCCCUCCCUUUGGAACCAGCCUUCGCCGUGCCGCUGAUCCAGGCCUCGUUGGUCGCCGUGUCCCUCAACCCUCAUCAGUGUCGCUCCAGGCAGAGAAGAAGCGCCGUCCACCUCCCCGUGACGCCCAGCAACGUGUGCAAAGCCCGUCGCCUCUACAUAGACUUCAAAGACGUGGGCUGGCAGGACUGGAUCAUCGCCCCGCAGGGCUACAUGGCCAACUACUGCCACGGCGAGUGCCCGUUCCCGCUCAGCGAGAGUCUGAAUGGCACCAACCACGCAAUCCUGCAGACCCUGGUGCACUCCCUGGACCCGCUCGGCACGCCCCAACCCUGCUGCGUCCCCAUCCGCCUGUCCCCGAUCUCCAUGCUCUACUACGACAACAACGACAACGUGGUGCUGCGGCAUUACCAGGACAUGGUGGUGGACGAGUGCGGGUGUCGAUGAGGUCGGUGGACAGUUUGACUAUCGAAUAUCCGCAAUGUUUUCUUAAAGCUUUUUGGCACAAAGUAUUAAAUUCUAGUGACCCAGUGCAUUUCUGAUUUUUUGAUCAGAUUAGUUUUUCUUUUCAAUGCGCCGGGUCUUUGCAGUCAAGAAUUUAACGUUUGUAUUUCUUAAUCAUUGUGCGACUUUAAACACAUCUUUUUUUAAAAUGAAGGCUGAUGUUAAUAAAAUUGCAAUAAAGCCACGCUGGAGGACUGAAUUUAAAAGAGAAGUUUUCUUAAGUCAUGAAUUUUGGUCCGUACUCAUCAGCGCCUGAAAAUAAAAAUGACCUCGGGGCCUCUGGCCACCGAGCCUAUGAGGGGCCCAAAGGCUCUGUGAAUAAGAGUCCAGUGUUUAAUUUAAUUUAAUACAUUUCCUGGGUACGCACUCAGUACAGUCAA
Molecule: messenger RNA, 1571 nt
Organism: Plectropomus leopardus (leopard coralgrouper)
Lineage: Eukaryota; Metazoa; Chordata; Actinopteri; Perciformes; Serranidae
Gene: gdf3
Product: growth differentiation factor 3
Cellular component (GO): extracellular region
Molecular function (GO): cytokine activity; growth factor activity
Source: RefSeq, a predicted model, not a curated record